Micropterus dolomieu (smallmouth bass) is the source of this 5938-nucleotide messenger RNA. Its product is annotated as VPS10 domain-containing receptor SorCS1. The transcript has 28 exons. NCBI's taxonomy places the organism in Eukaryota, Metazoa, Chordata, Actinopteri, Centrarchiformes, Centrarchidae. Bases 121 to 3834 code for a protein of 1237 amino acids. Gene Ontology annotation, biological process: post-Golgi vesicle-mediated transport. The record is from RefSeq and is a predicted model, not a curated record. Gene Ontology annotation, cellular component: membrane; Golgi apparatus. Gene Ontology annotation, molecular function: protein binding.
CACAACUUGCGCAGCACUUCAUCUUCAACAGCCGAGCGGAAUUUCACACCCCGAAAAGGCAGCGAGAGGAGUGGGGAGAAAAGACUUCCAGCAUCCACAGCAUCCUUCUCUAUCUCAGAAAUGGAGAGGGAGGUCAUAUUUUGCCCAAAGUGGCAUGGUGCGCUUUGGUUUUUGCUUUUGAUGAUGCUCUGUUCCUUUCAUGCCGCCAAUGCUGAGAUAACUUGCAGGUCAUGCCAGCCUGGAAAUAAGUGGCGUGCACAGCAGUUACUGCUGAAAUUCGACACAAGUCAAUCCGCAACAGGAUUAAAGGAAGAAGUUUUGGGACAUGGGGAUGGGGCAGGGAGAUCCGGUGCUGCAAGUGCUGAAAGUCGGCGGCUCCGUUGCGUAGCUGGGUCUGCUGAAUGCGCUCCGGAUCGGACGGAAUACAAAGAGCCAAGGCUGAAACGGAAUACAGACAAGAUGCACACAAAAGGCGAAAUUGGUGAGAGCGAGUUUGCAAACAUGAAAGUUUCUCAUGUUAAUAUGAGUGGUCAGCAGAAGGCCAGUGGUGGUGCAGGUUUUACCUCUGCCACCCGCUACAGAAAGCGCGCCAGAAGGGACAGUGAUGAUAAUAAAGCCAGAUCCCCCGGUUCAACCCAGAGUCAAGAACCGGGAGAGAGCAGGAGCUCAGCGGCCGGACGCAGAGUGCCGCGCUCUGAAUUGCGCUGGAGCGGAGAGGAGCGGAGAGCCGCCGGUCAGAGGCAGGAGGAACUAAAACUUAACAGUUCAACGUUCGCCUUGACCGGGGAUUCAUCUCACAACCAGGCUAUGGUGCACUGGUCCGGGCAGAACAGCAGUGUGAUUUUGAUGCUGACCAAACUAUUUGACUUCAACCUCAACAGUGUAACUGAGAGUUCAUUAUGGAGGUCAACUGACUACGGAGCAACGUACCAGAAGCUGAAUGACAAAGUAGGAGCCAAAACAAUACUCAGUUAUUUGUACGUGAGCCCGAACAACAAGAGAAAGAUCAUGCUGCUAACUGAUCCAGAGGUGGAGAGCAGUCUACUGAUCAGCUCUGAUGAAGGAGCUACCUACCAGAAGUACAGGCUGAACUUCUACAUCCUCAGCCUGCUCUUCCACCCCGAUCAGGAAGACUGGAUUCUGGCCUACAGCCACGACCAAAAGCUAUACAGCUCGGUGGAGUUUGGGAGGAGGUGGCAGCUGGUACAUGAGAGAGUGGCUCCCAAUCGUUUCUACUGGUCGAAAAUGGGUUUGGACAAAGAGCCGGGCUUAAUUCACCUGGAAACCAGCAUCUCUGAAGGACAGGCGCUGUAUGUCACCUGCAAGCUCCAGAACUGCACAGAUGCCAACAAGGGCAAACCAUUCCCCGGAUACAUUGACCCCAAUUCUCUGGUGGUGCAAGAUGAGUAUGUGUUUGUCCAGGUGUCAACCGCAGGGAGGCCAAUCUACUAUGUGUCUGCUAAAAGAGAUGUCUUUACACCCAUGAAGUUGCCCAAGUACACCCUGCCCAAGGACCUGCAUGUGAUUAGUACGGAUGAAAACCGUGUGGUUGCAGCCGUACAGGAGUGGAACCAGAAUGAAACCUACAACCUGUAUGUGUCAGACACGUCGGGGGUAUACUACACCCUGGCUUUGGAGAACGUGGUCAGCAGCAUGGGCCCGGAGGGCAACGUCAUGGUCGACCUCUAUGAGGUAGCAGGACUAAAGGGGAUGUUCCUAGCCAACAAAAGGACAGAUAACCAAGUGAAGACGCACAUCACCUACAACAGAGGCAGAGACUGGAGGUUACUGCAGGCACCGAGCAAAGACCUGAGGGGCAACAGCAUCCACUGCGUGCUACCGUACUGUUCAUUACAUCUUCAUCUUCACGUGUCUGCAAAUCCCUACACAUCUGGAAACAUAGCCAGCAGGGACUCAGCGCCGGGGAUCAUUGUCGCAUCAGGCUCCAUUGGUGCAGAGCUGACCACCAGCAAUGUCAGUGUAUUUAUCACCUCGGAUGCAGGAAACACGUGGAGACAGAUCUUCGACGAGGAGUAUGCAGUGCUGUAUCUCGACCAAGGAGGAGCCUUGGUCGCAAUAAGACACACUCCGCUUCCCAUCCGACACCUGUGGUUGAGCUUUGACGAAGGACGGCAGUGGAACAAGUACAGCUUCACCAACACUCCUCUGUUCGUGGACGGCGUGCUGGGAGAGCCUGGGGAGGAGACUCUCAUCAUGACGAUAUUCGGCCACGUCAGUCAUCGCUCAGAAUGGCAGCUGGUGAAAAUAGACUUCAGGUCCAUCUUCAACAGGAGGUGUACAGAGGCGGAUUAUCAGACGUGGCACCUACACAACCAGGGCGAGCCGUGCCUAAUGGGAGUGAAAAGAAUAUAUCGGAAACUGAAGUCCACAUCCAGGUGUGUUAUGGGAAAGAUGUACUCUGUGUCGAUGACGUCGGGCCCCUGUGACUGUACGGAGGCAGACUUUGAAUGUGAUUAUGGCUAUGAGAGACGGACCAACGGCAAAUGCACACCUGCCUUUUGGUUCCAUCCAUCAUCGAUUUCCAGAAGUUGCACCACGGGGAUGACUUUCCUUAACAGCACUGGCUACAGGAAAGUGGUCUCUAAUAACUGUACCGCUGGAAUCAGCACGGAGUACACAGCCAAGAGGCAGCAGUGUCCCACCCAAGCACCCAAAGGUCUCCACCUGGUCACCAGCGAGGGCACGCUGACAGCCACACUGGGCACCAAUGUCACAUUCCUUGUUUUUCUGGAGGAGGGCGACGGGGCGAGGACAAGCAUCACGUUGGACUUCGGAGACGGCCAUGCUCUGACCUACUCCAAUGUGAGCUCCAUUGAGGACGGGAUCAAACAUAUCUACAAAGCUGUGGGAAUCUACCGGGUGACGGCCACUGGAGAGAACAGCCUCGGCUCAGAGACGACCUUGCUCUACCUGCAUGUAACAUGUCAGCUGGAGUAUAUCCAUCUCUCAGCUCCCUUUGUGGCGGUGAGGAAUAAGGAAGUGAACCUCACUGCUGUUCUGUGGCCCAGCCAAGUGGGAACGGUCACCUACAUCUGGUGGAUCGGAAAUAACACGGAGCAGCCACUAAUCACCCUAGAGGGAAGUGUGGCGUGCACGUUCUCCCAGGAAGGCAUCAGUACAGUCACUGUGCAGGUGUCUGCAGGGAACGCUAUUCUGCAGGACAGAAAAAACAUUGCUGUCCACGAAUAUUUCCGAUCUCAUCUGCUCGCCUUUUCAUCAAACCUGGAUGACCACAACCCUGACGUUGCAGAAUGGAGGCUGGAUGUAAGCCGAGUCAUCAAGAACUCUCUGAUCCAGGCCACAAGCGUGAGAGAGGAUCAUCUUCUGGUCACCGUCCUCCCCGGUUUACCCACAGUGGCAGAAUUUUUCCUUCUACCUGACAAACAGUUAACUGAGGGGAAACCAGAGAAGAGCUCUGCUCAUUUAGAUCAGCUCUCUGAGGUGCUGCUCAGUGCCUUAAAUCAAAACCUUGUCCAGUUCACAUUGCGGCCAGGGGUCCAAGUCACUGUGUACGCAGCUCACCUAUCAGCAGCGCCCCUAGUGGACACCAGCGAGAACCACAGUGGCUCUGCCAUGCUAAUGCUGCUUUCAGUAGUGGUUGUGGGUUUAGCUGUAUUUGUCAUCUACAAAUUCAAGAGGAAGAUCCCAGGCCUCAACGUCUAUGCGCAAAUGCAGAACGAAAAAGAACAAGAAAUGAUGAGUCCAGCUAAUCCAACAGAGGCCACGCCCAGCUCACAGCGGGAUUUGGUGCAUUCUUUGGAGAUUCUGGACACAGAGUUUAACUCACGGCCCAUCGGUGAAUAUCCACUCUGAAGUGAAAUGGUCCGGUGAAGGAGUGAACGAGAGCUAAACAAAAAUGAGAUGUAUGAAACCUCAUGUACAUGUGAAAUUCUCCACAGAACUCCCCACGUACAUCGUCUAAACUCUGGACCACCACUCCAGCUGUGUCAUGGAUAUUUUUUACCCUUUGGGAAACAAUGGUUUUGAGCUUUAUACCUGUGCAUGUUGGACCCUGCUGACACAUACUGUGCUCUGUUCAAACCAGAAGAAACUAUGUACAGGUUUUAAAUGUUCUUUUAACAUAUGUCCGAUAAAUUAAACAUUUUAAAAAUGUAUUUAUACAAGUCAGAUACAUAAUUCAGAGGGAACGCGAGCAUGAACUAGAGUGGAAAAAAUGAAAUAAGCAACACUGUUUUGGUUUUGCUUACAAAUCUGAGAUUGGUUUGCUGUUCUAUGAAGCUAACAGCAGUAGUGUAUUAUUUAUUCAUAACAAUAUACUUUUAUGAAGUAUGUUAUUGAAGUUAAUUACACAUUUAUUUUCUAAAUUCAUGAAUGUCUAUUAUAAAUUUGUGUAUUUUAAUAACAAAUGUCAUACUAAACAGAAAUGCUGUUAUAAAAUAUGAAUAGGGUACUUCAAAGCUUUUGGUCCAUUGUCUCUUGGAAAGCUGAUUUAUGGCACAAUACACAUUUUCUACUGUUUUUUUUUCUUAUUUUAAUUUAUUAACAGAAGUACAGGGUUUGGUUUUCUGGUCUAAUGUAACAUUUGCUGUAAAUCUAAUUCUUCUGGUACUAUUUAUGAUACAUACCAGUUUGUAAAAUGUUUUGUGCUUCAGACCACUCAAUGGUUUUGGACUGAAAGUGAUCCCCAAAUAUCACCAGACAACACACCUGGGGGAGGUAUUCCAAAAUCGUCCUCAGACACACACCCCCACUGAAACUCAGAUUUACGGUGGCAGUUAGACUACUUCUUUGUGGGAAAAUCCGAAGAGCAUGUCAGCGAGAAAGAGAGAGGCAGAGAGAGGUUAAGAGAGAUGGAAGAGUGCUUUUUGGGGUUGUGACGCAUUAAGAGCAUCCGAUUGGACAGAAUAAAGAAGAGGUUGACUUCUUGAAUACUUAAUAUGGCCAGCCAAGCUCAAGGCUGGCUAAGGUUGGUGACACAUUCAGGCUAAUGUCCUGACCCGCUCUCGAGUAGCACCCAUUUUCAUCCCAGCUCAUUAUACGGAGCAGGAGAACUAGAGCGCAGAUGCUACCAGGCUACACGGAUGGUUAGCUUGUUCAGAAGACUGCCAAGCCAUGUGGUACUUUGUGUGUGAAAUCUGACAGAUGUAAAUGCCUGAUUGACGCCUUUAAAAUCUUCGGGGGCAACUUUUCCAGAUUAGUUUUCCCACUUUUUAAUUUAUUCAUCCACAAAUACGGGGGGAGCGUGGUUUUGUCAGCACUGGAUGAACUUUUCUACAAUUAUUCGGUCAUAACAGUAUAGAAAUUACCACAGUAGAUUCACCUUCAACGUAAUCAGUGGAGAAUGUAAGCAUAGGCCAUGCAGAAGAGUGAAAACUCACACUGGCUUCUUUGCAAAGCGUUAUUUCAUAUGACCUCUGUAACAGUGUUCAGACCCAUUACACACUAUACCAAGUACUGAGAAGUUGCUGCAAUUCGUUUUAGAUGAGUCUCAAGUGAAUUGCUUUUCAAUUGCAAUUGUGGAAUAUAUAGCAAAAUACCUUCGUAGCUCUGUAGUGACUAGCCAAAAAUAUUGAUAAGAAAAAGUGACGCUGUGGUGGGCCAUGAGGUUUUUUACCCCCUGUGGGAAAAUAUCUCUAAGAACAUCAUUAUUCUGAACUCUGGGAUUCCUCUUUAGAAGGACUCUUGCCUUUAAGAUUACAGAUACAAACAAAUAUUAAGUGAUGCUUUUGACACAAAGUCACAUAAAUUGUUGAAGUGAGUGGUAGGUUGCUUUCAAGAUUGGCCUACCAACCAAGCAAUUGGCCCCAGACUCAGUCGGGGGACUCAGAGGUGCUAGAUUCACUGUGUAUAAAUUAGUUUGUGAUAAUCUAAUUAAUUGCAAAUGUGUUUGUCAAUAAUGUAUAUACUGUUGAAAUUCAUUAUAAAUUGAAAUGAUAAAGGCCUUAAGAUAACAUCA